Perkinsus marinus ATCC 50983 is the source of this 1500-nucleotide messenger RNA. Its product is annotated as cellular nucleic acid binding protein, putative. The coding region runs from base 7 to 1500 and encodes 497 amino acids. The record is from RefSeq and is a predicted model, not a curated record. Gene Ontology annotation, molecular function: nucleic acid binding; zinc ion binding. Lineage: Eukaryota; Perkinsozoa; Perkinsida; Perkinsidae. The transcript has 13 exons.
GCUAUCAUGUAUCGACAUAGCCGCCGUUGGGAGCGUAGUCGUAGUCCUAGAAGGGGCAGUGUGUUCCAGGGUAAAUGCGACAACUGUGGGGGCUUUGGUCACAAGAGGGCCCAGUGCCCGACGCCAUUGCUGUGGCCGGCACCAUCUCAUGGAGGCGUGGAAGAGGCGCCCCGUAGGAUGAGUAAUGAUCGGAGGGCGGGUCCACGAGGAGUUUCACCUUAUCGUUAUGAAGGAGGUCAUGGCGGCCGGGUGGAGGAGUUUUCAAGGAGAUCCGGGAGAGAUGAGCGUUACCGUCCGACAGUAUGCCGUAAUUGUGGACUGACUGGUCAUUGGGAGGGGCAGUGCGAUAAGGAGCCUGUGUGCUACAACUGCAGGAGGAGCGGUCAUCGGGUCAGCGAAUGCCCUGUGAAGGAGAGGAUAUGUCGGAGGUGUCGCAGGCCUGGGCAUGAGGAAAAGGACUGUACGCAUCUCCCACGAUGCAUACUGUGCGAUAAGGACGGCCAUUUGUCUAUGGAUUGCCCUAUGAAGGAUGUCAUGUGUCUCAACUGUAAGGAGAUGGGACAUAGGACCAGGGACUGCACCAACGAUAUCGUUUGCAACAAGUGCCUGAAGCCUGGUCACAAGGUGGCCGAUUGUCCUAUGCUGAGGGAAGGGGAUGAGGUCACCAUGGUGGAUGAGGAGGAGGACGACGACAGAGCCUUUGAAUUCGAUAGCGGGACAAAGGACUAUUGCCUCAACUGUAAAGGUUACGGCCAUUUUGCCAGGGACUGCCCUAAUGAGCCUGUGUGCAACGCGUGUGGUAUGGAGGGCCACAUCGCUGUUAAUUGUCCGAGGGCUCGGAGGGGGUUCUCUCGGGGGCGUUCUCCAUCGAGAGAAGCGAAGUGGGAGUCGUCACCAGCAGGGCGUGGCGGAUGGUUCAGCGACAGGUUCGAUAGGGCUCUGAUAGACGAAGAAAUCUGUUUGAAUUGCAAGAGGCCUGGGCAUGUGUUCAGAGAUUGCCCCAAUGAAAUCGUGUGCAAUAAAUGUGGUGGGGCCGGUCACAAGGCUUAUGAAUGUCCGCAAGGAGAGGACAGGUCGCCUCGGAAGAGGUCGCAAAAAGACUGCUAUAUCUGUGGCGAGCUCGGUCAUAUCGCCUCGGAGUGUCCAAAUAGGGAUCAACAGCGUCCGAGGGAGGGUCGACUCACCAGCAGAUGGGCCAAGAACGAGGACCGGGCCUCGAGUUGGGCCCGGGCGAGCGCCGAUGACGAAUUGUGCUAUAACUGCCAUCAACGUGGUCACAAGGCAAGGGACUGCAAAAACCGGCCUAUUUGCAGGAAUUGCCAUCGUGAGGGCCAUAUAGCUCAGGACUGCCUAGCCUCUAGAGGAGAUGCCCCAUCGGAACACACAGUGUGUCGGAAUUGUCGCCAGACUGGGCACCUCUCGCGAGACUGUCACAACCCGCCUGUCUGCAAUAGGUGUAAUAAAGUCGGCCAUAAGGCAGCGGCUUGUGAGGCUUUCUGA